Messenger RNA from Aaosphaeria arxii CBS 175.79, 989 nucleotides. RefSeq lists its product as uncharacterized. The record is from RefSeq and is a predicted model, not a curated record. The coding region runs from base 163 to 720 and encodes 185 amino acids. Lineage: Eukaryota; Fungi; Ascomycota; Dothideomycetes; Pleosporales. The transcript has a single exon.
GGCACCCUGGAUCCUGGAGCUGUAUAAAUCAACAACGCGCACAACCGCGCAUUAUGGCUGACCGUCGACAUUUGAGCCUUCAUCCAUUCCUUGGAAGCCACAGCAGAAUUUCUAGAGAUCAUUCCUUAUCUGACCCAAAAGCUUUCCGCAAGUGAACCGGGAAUGAUAAUCAACGUCUCAAUUUCUUCAGAAUCGUUAAUUCGACUUCCUUCGCUCGUGCUGUGUCACCAAAAAAAAUACAUACGUAGAUAUCCAGCUUGGACCUUGUAUGGCGCCGUUGCUCACCAACGCUCAAUCGUUUCCUUGCUCUGUAAGCAUCAACAACCUAGUGUAUCGUAUCCUGUUUCCUGUGCGCAACCAGCCUUUCAUUACUCCGGAGAUUCUUCCGCAGCUCGACGAUCAAGUCCCCUCUGGACUGGUUGCCUCUUGGCCGCUUCUUUGCCCACCGUCGAGGUCAGUAAAAAGUACGAAGCCGCUGAGCAACGUUGGGUAUCAAUAUGUGACGAUCCCAAUUCCAAAUCUUUCUACACCAGCAAGAUGGUUCACGCUGGGGUCCUCGACUCGGAGUCGUCCCACCAGCGCAUGAAUCAUGCCCCGCUGUCAGUUUUGCCAUCGUCCUUCGCUGACUCGAAAGAGAGCGCGCGAAUUGACGAGGCGAGCGCUUCGAAUAAAACCCCUUCCCCAACGAGUCGGAAACUGUCCCAGAACGGCACUCCCUAAUCCUAAAAGAUCCCAGCACCUCCGUAUAACCCCCACAACGUCCCGAUGUCAAGGUUGGGUCGCCGUAUUGUACUUGACAGAAAACGAUGCCUCGGCCGUAAUUGACCUUGUUCCACAAUUGCUCAGCGACUCGUAUGAGCAUCAAAGGAUUGCUCGACGCGCAUACAUUUCUCAACCAUCGUUGAUGGAUUAGCUGUCGCCUUACAGCUCAGGCAUUACUGCUCGACGCUGAUGAUGUGCCGCCCUACGCAAGACCUGUAGGGCUUCUG